AUGCUCAAGCGACAUUUCGAGUGGGCGAAUCCCAUCCACAGCAGCUUCUAUUACUGCACAGCUGUGGAUGUCAACGGAGCCGGUUGCACAUACGCAAACGACUCCGAAAAGGCGGUCCAGGACCACAUUCGCGAGCGCCACCCCGGGUCCGGAGCAACACCACGACGAUUCGGAAUGUCACCAUUCCACGGCGGUAUGGCGACAAUCGGGCCGUCGUGCUCGAUAACGGCCGCCGUCGCCGCUGUCUGCACGAUGCCGGGAAUCCCGGACAUCGAUGCAACUCUCCUCCGAGCCUUCCGCGGAUCCACGGCCGACACCGCGCGGGAGGUGAUCGGAGCACUCGGCCUCCAGCUUCCCACCUCACCGGGAUGGGCCCUGGAGAAACUCACGGCACAGGACGACGCCAUCAGACGCGCCUUCGCCGCCACGGCGCGCCAAGACAUCUACUGUUCCUGGUGCGGUGAAACGGAAGAGGGACAGCCAGAACCACAGAUAGCAACUGUGACCUACGAGGCGCCGGCCGGCGGCCUCCCAGGCACCACGGCGACCGCUAUCAGCGAGGCAUUCGGCCACGUAUCGGCCAACUUGCCUCACCACUGCCCGGCUUGCCGCACCGAAGGCGCCACUCUAUCUGCACUGUCGGUUUUUCUCUUCGGAGAAGCCGUGGCAAUCACAGUCAUACCGCCAGCUGGAAACCAGAAAGCGGUAGGUCUGCCGGAAUUGCCGCUGGAGGUGAUGCUCCCGACGGCGCUCUUCAGCCAGAACCCCUAUAAACUCCACGCCGCGAUCUGCGCCACGACGCCGAAGCACGUGGUCGCAUACGUCCUGUGCCUGGAAGAUGGGAAGGAGCAAUGGCACCGCUACGACGGCACCGUUCACGACACAGACGUGCCGCCGCCAGACCCAGCCACCAUCGACACCCUGAUCUUCACACGCGCUCCCUACAAGCCGGCCGGCGAGGGAGACGACGAGGAGGACACAGGCACCCACCCAGUCAGGCCAACGCGGCCAACAGCACCGCCACCGCCACCGUCACGCGACCCGUGGGGCCGCACAACCUACGGCAUGCACCCGGACAUCGCGGAGCAAGAGGAGGAAGACACCGGGAUCGCACCCAGGCCGGCCGAGCCACGGACGGAGACACACACCACCCAGCCAGCCACCCGACACCGAAAGGGAGGGAGAGGAGAGCGACACGACCGAGAGCGUGCACACGGAGCCCGACCAGGCCGCCGAGGACGUGUCACAAACCUCCGACGAGGCACGGCACCGAUUUCGCCACGGCGAGAACACGGCAGCACAGCAGACCGGGACGA
Molecule: messenger RNA, 1316 nt
Organism: Leishmania braziliensis MHOM/BR/75/M2904
Lineage: Eukaryota; Euglenozoa; Kinetoplastea; Trypanosomatida; Trypanosomatidae
Product: SLACS like gene retrotransposon element
Exons: 1
Source: RefSeq, a predicted model, not a curated record